UAACCAAUGCAAUGCACUUAUAAAAUCGCCAAACUACUCUCAGUUGAGUGUUCCACACACGAAUGUCUCGUCUAACACCACCACCACCACCACCACCCAACCCUGUCCUCCAAGACAGGCUUCCUUUCUUCAAUCAAUCCAUGGAGCUAGUCAACCCUCCAACCCGAACCAGAUCCAGAACCCUCGGAGACCUCCUUAAACGCGUCCAAGAUGCUCAAAACGACAUUCCUCUUACACCUCCCCACCAUGUUCUCGACCUCUCUUCCUCCUCCACCACCCACCCCUUUGUCCUCUCCUUCACCAACUUAACCUACAGCGUCAACCUCCGCCGCAAGUUUACUUUUUUUCCCGCCACUACCAUUUCCACACCCGACCACGAAACCAAACCCAACGGCACCAAGACUCUCCUCAACGACAUCUCCGGCGAGGCUAAGGACGGCGAGAUCAUGGCCGUCCUCGGCGCAAGCGGUUCUGGAAAGUCGACUCUAAUCGACGCCCUCGCCGAUAGAAUCUCAAAAGAAAGCCUCAAAGGCACUGUCACCCUAAACGGCGACGUUUUGGAAUCGAGUCUUUUGAAGGUUAUCUCCGCUUACGUCAUGCAAGACGACCUCCUCUUCCCCAUGCUCACCGUUGAAGAAACCCUAAUGUUCGCCGCGGAGUUCAGACUCCCUCGCUCCUUCUCCAAGUCCAAGAAAAAGGCCCGCGUCCAAGCCCUCAUCGACCAACUCGGCCUCCGCGCUGCCGCUACAACCGUCAUCGGUGAUGAGGGCCACCGCGGCGUCUCCGGCGGCGAACGCCGCCGCGUCUCGAUCGGAACCGACAUCAUCCACGACCCCAUCGUGCUCUUCCUCGAUGAACCAACCUCCGGCCUCGACUCCACCAGCGCCUUCAUGGUCGUGAAAGUCUUGCAGCGAAUCGCUCAGAGCGGAAGCAUCGUCAUCAUGUCCAUUCACCAACCUAGCUACAGAAUCUUGAGCCUCUUAGACCACUUGAUCUUCCUCUCCCACGGAAACACCGUCUUUAGCGGCUCUCCGGCAAACCUCCCCGGUUUCUUCUCCGAGUUCGGCCACCCCAUCCCGGAGAACGAAAACCGCACCGAAUUCGCACUCGACCUAAUCCGCGAACUCGAACAAGAACCAACUGGCACCAAGAGUUUAGUGGACUUCAACAAAUCCUGGCAGCUCAAAAACAAAAACCAGGCCCAGAACGGGGCCAAACCGAAAUUAUCUCUCAAGGACGCCAUCAGCGCUAGCAUUUCCAGAGGCAAACUCGUGUCCGGCACUAAGAACAACAACUCAACGGCGUUGGUUUCAGUUCCCGCCUUCGCGAAUCCGUUUUGGAUGGAGAUGUUGGUGAUUGGAAAACGUUCUUUAACUAACUCAAUGAGGAUGCCGGAGUUAUUCGGGAUUCGCUUAGUUGCAGUUCUGGUGACAGGGGCAAUCUUGGCAACAAUUUUUUUUCACCUGGACGAUUCUCCAAAAGGAGUUCAAGAGCGCGUGGGGUUCUUCGCGUUCGCCAUGUCCACCACGUUCUACACGUGCGCCGAAGCUAUGCCAGUGUUCCUCCAAGAGCGCUACAUCUUCAUGAGAGAGACCGCCCACAACGCCUACCGUCGCUCGUCCUACGUGCUCGUGCACGCAAUCAUUUCCCUCCCUUCCUUGCUUUUUCUCUCCCUAGCAUUCGCGGCCACCACGUUCUGGGCCGUGGGCCUUGCCGGUGGCAGUUCGGGCUUUCUCUUUUAUUUUCUGACCAUCCUGGCCUCGUUUUGGGCCGGGAACUCGUUCGUGACGUUCUUAUCUGGUGUGGUAUCGCACGUGAUGAUAGGAUUCACUGUUGUGGUUGCGAUUCUGGCUUACUUUCUUCUCUUCAGCGGGUUCUUCAUCAGCAGGGACAGGAUCCCUCCGUACUGGAUAUGGUUCCACUACCUUUCGCUGGUGAAGUAUCCGUACGAGGGAGUGCUGCAGAACGAGUUCGAUGUGAGGUCUCCGAGGUGCUUCGUAAGAGGGAUUCAGAUGUUCGACAACACGCCGCUGGGGAUGGUGCCGGAGGCGGUGAAGGUGGAGCUGCUGAAGAGUAUGAGCGAGACGCUGGGAAUGAACAUCUCGAGGUCGACGUGCGUAGUUACUGGAGAGGAUGUGCUGAAGCAGCAGGGGAUUACGCAGCUGAGUAAGUGGAACUGCUUCUGGGUCACGGUGGCUUGGGGGUUCUUCUUUCGCUUCCUCUUUUAUUUGGCGCUGCUCUUUGGGAGCAGGAACAAGAGGAGGUAGUUAGUCAAGGAACCCAUUAACACUUUUCCUAGCCCUACUCUUCCCUCAUACUCAUAUUUUAUUCAUCUCAAUAAUAAAUCAAGAGUGCAACCGAAAAAACGAUAAAAAAAACAGUAUGUAGCAUUGUAACGUAAUUUAUCUUAGACACAGACUGUUAAUUAAGAUUACUACUGUAUCGGAAAAACUAAACAGCUUCUUGUGUUUUUCAUGGAGACAAUGGUACUCCUUUCUUCUUCAGCAUUUUCUUUUUCGGGUGGGGAGGGGUUUCUUUAUAAUUUAUCCUCAGUUUAUUUACGUACGUACUCUUUUCAUGCUAAUUUUCAUUAGUUUUUGCACUUAAAUUAUCUGGAAGAUAAAUUUAUUGUGAA
Messenger RNA from Glycine soja, 2635 nucleotides. Its product is annotated as ABC transporter G family member 20-like. The coding region runs from base 63 to 2267 and encodes 734 amino acids. The record is from RefSeq and is a predicted model, not a curated record. The transcript has a single exon. Gene Ontology annotation, cellular component: membrane. Gene Ontology annotation, molecular function: ATP hydrolysis activity; ABC-type transporter activity; ATP binding. Lineage: Eukaryota; Viridiplantae; Streptophyta; Magnoliopsida; Fabales; Fabaceae.